AUGAGCUUCGGCUGGAGCGCCGGGGAUGUGUUACAAGCCGCCCAGAUUGCCUGGGAUGUCUACAAGUGUAUCGCUGACGGGGCUCAAAAUGCAAAAGUCGAUUUUACACAGUUCAAAGCUGAGUUCGAGUUGAUGAGAGCAACCAUCGAAGAGUUACAAGAGGCAGAGAAAGAUGUCCCCGCCUCCAAGAGGAUUGCCCUUGGCCAGUCGUAUCAGCAGACGAUCACCGAUUGCACCGAAUUCGUCAAGAAGCACGAAAGACUCGCGAGCGAUAUACAUCCCGGCGGACCGAAAGAAGCUUUGCAAUGGCACAAAGUCUCCGGCAAAGUCAAGACCGUUUUCCAUCAAGUUUCGUGGCCGAUAGAACGCAAAGAGGCGGAGCGACUUCGCCGUGCGCUUGAGCGGAAUGUCCAGCUCGCCAACUUGAUGGCUACCAAUACAGUGAUCGAUAUAACAAAACAGGCGAGACAGGAGAAUCUGGAAAUUCUGCGUGCAAUUAAAAUCAUGAGCUUACAGAUAUCAUUCAUCCUCCGCCAAUGCAUGCCAGGACAUACUUCUAACAGCGGAGACAAUACACUGGAAAGUCGGCUCUUAUCGGAGCUUGGCCAGCGAGCCUUGCCACGGUUACGAGACACGGAGCAAUUGCCAUCCUUGCUGGAUAUCUUACCUAGUGCAAGGUCCGACAAGCGGGAGUCGAAACCCCUUCUUCGCAUCCAAAACGUCUCCCAAAAGCUAGAUCAUCUCAUUAUGCGCCGUGACAUGCCCGUCGUCGGCUUCCUAGACCAGAUCCGAGCGGACAUUCGUGGCGCUUUGAAUCAGGCUGGGUUCAAGCAUGUCACGGUUCCUGGUCAACUGGCGUUGAACGCACCGACUAAACCCAAGGAGCCAGCUCGGAUCUUGAACAAGGAGAUUGAUGAGUGGGAGAAAUUCAGCGACUGGGUUAAAUUCCAGCUCCUGCACCAGGAGCGAGCGAUCACCCCAGCGCGAAGGGAAGACUCGCCCCGCGAGAAUGACCCUCCCGCGGAACCGCCGCCCACGCCUCCACUGACUGAGCCCAUCAGUACUCGCUACCGGUGCACGAGAGUAGAGACGCAAUCUCCUGUACUGAUACAGUUUCCGGAUCCGAAUCAAAAGAACCACGAAUUGCACAAAGCGGUUAAAUGCACGAUAAGCGUCUACCUCCAUCAUCGUACCCGCGAACUUGGCUUGAUCGAGGCGACGGAUUUGAGCGGCACCGUGAAAAUAACACACAGGAUCCACGAAUCGACAUUCAGAGGAGUCCAGAGCUCCAUGAUUCCAUAUGUCGAGAGUGCUCAUGUGGUCCACGAUCCGACCUGUCCGUUCAGGAUAUGCUUUCAGGGGUCUCACCGUGUUAAGAUCGAGUCAAACGGUGUUGUCGAAAGAUAUGCCAUCUCGCCGGUAUAUAUCUGCCGGAAGCAGGCUGAUUUCGUCACUUUCCAGAGCAUACUCCUAGGGCGAAACAUGCUCUACUGCGGAGAUGUCAAAUAUAUCAACGCCGAUGGCGUCGAGGAACACUGCUCGCUCGAGACCAUCCGUAUUCUCCAGGACCCGCUCACAUCAGCGCGGAGCUUACUCUACUUUGGCAAACUCAAGCAAGGCUCGAGUGCAAAGAUGGGCUUUUUGGAAUGGCCUUUGGACGGAUUCAUUGAACUCAAGUCCUCGAAGUUAUCAACCAGGCUUCAACUGCAGGGAGAGGCCAUAACCAGGCGGAAUUCGAUGGGGAGCAUUGCCAGUGUGAUGUCGAACGAUUCACGGCACUCAAACCUGUCAAUGUCGAGUUCAGGUCGCCACAUACGACAGCUGGAGAUUGUGUUCUAUGAUGAGAGAGAUUGUGAAGCAUUCCGAAACAGUCUUCGGUCAUAA
This is a messenger RNA of Aspergillus thermomutatus, 1884 nucleotides long. RefSeq lists its product as uncharacterized. The coding region runs from base 1 to 1884 and encodes 627 amino acids. The transcript is spliced from 6 exons. NCBI's taxonomy places the organism in Eukaryota, Fungi, Ascomycota, Eurotiomycetes, Eurotiales, Aspergillaceae. The record is from RefSeq and is a predicted model, not a curated record.